This is a messenger RNA of Paramecium sonneborni, 219 nucleotides long. Lineage: Eukaryota; Ciliophora; Oligohymenophorea; Peniculida; Parameciidae. The record is from the annotation of a GenBank genome assembly.
AUGAGUGCCUUUAAUAUCUAAAAGAACAGAUUCAUGAAGAAAGCAAAUGAAAAGAAAAUCUAAAAAGAAAUAUUAACAAAUCCAAUUCUAUAGAUAUUGAAUAAAGAUGAAGAAAUGGAAGAUCUUAAUUCAUCUACUUCACCAUGUUUGUCAGUCCCAAUAUUUAGUCCAACUAAAUUCAUCUUUCCAACUCUAGCCUCUUUAAAAAAAAUUAAAUGA